Messenger RNA from Triticum dicoccoides, 1084 nucleotides. RefSeq lists its product as uncharacterized. The record is from RefSeq and is a predicted model, not a curated record. The coding region runs from base 54 to 590 and encodes 178 amino acids. Lineage: Eukaryota; Viridiplantae; Streptophyta; Magnoliopsida; Poales; Poaceae. The transcript is spliced from 3 exons.
CACCGGAGCAGCUCAUUGGGACAGUUGGAAAUCACGUGACCCUCUCGGCCCACAUGUCAGGUUGUGGGCUUUUCCUUUUGCAAAGCACUGGCCGAGCCUGCCCCAGAUCCAGACCGCGUCCCUUGCUCCUCUCUCCAUCUUGUCUUCCUCCUUCAGAUCCAUACGCGGCGCGUCCUGCUCCUCUCUCCAGCUCGCCUGCUCUAUGGACGUGUUCAUGCAAGCGCAGGCCGAUGCGGAAGACAGGAUUAACCAUGGGCAGUUGGGUGGUGUUGCUGCGGCGCGGCCUGUUGAAUUUGAAUCCCAGGCUUCUAUCAGCAUCGCCGAGGCCCGAGGGGGACAUUUGCCGUGCCGGAGACCAAUGCAGCGGCGGUAGGAUUUGCCGUGCGAGAUUUGUUGAUGAAGAACGGCUCGUGCAAGUGUGUUCGGAGGCUACAAGUGGUUGGACACGCAGAGUAAGGAUCAGGAAAGCUCCUGCAGAGCAUGAGCUCAACCCUACCCGGAAAAGUGUCCUUGAACUAUCCAUGAGGGUGUUCAUAACAAAACGAGAUGGCAAUGUUGUCAACCCAGCUGUCGGAACAUCCUUCGAUUAAUUGGAUGAGGCUUACCAGUCCUAUCAAUCAUCUUCUUCAUGGACUCAUUCUCAAGAAAGUGCUAUCCUUCGGUACAUUGCGCAUGGUUUGUUCAUUUGUUCAAGCUCGAGACUGUCCAGUACGAACACCUGGAACAAAUGGCAGCUUACAUGCUUAGAUUGGGAUAAUAGCAUGCAAAAAUCUAAAUUUUUGGGGUUCAGGAGGCUUGAUUUGCACGGUUUGUCAUACCUGCAAGAAGAGAUGGCAUCCCACAAUGUCAAUGGUGGGGUUUCGCUUGGUUACAUCUGCCUUGAAUUUUCUUACAACAUGGAGAAGAUGCUUAAGGUAGCUACACCAGUUCCAUUUUCUGAUUUUGCUAACAUAAUUGAAGGCAGCCCAGAAAUAUAUUGUUAUAUAAUCAUGUUUGGCUGAUGGGGCAAGAACGUGGUCAACUACAAAAAUGACGAAUGCAAGUUUCAAACACUGCAAAUAAAUACUGGAAUUACUUUGUUGGU